This is a messenger RNA of Neoarius graeffei (lesser salmon catfish), 9451 nucleotides long. Its product is annotated as katanin-interacting protein. The transcript has 28 exons. Lineage: Eukaryota; Metazoa; Chordata; Actinopteri; Siluriformes; Ariidae. The record is from RefSeq and is a predicted model, not a curated record. Bases 77 to 4690 code for a protein of 1537 amino acids.
CCGGUUACCAGCUCGCGCCUGAAGCGAGGUGUGUGACGAUGAAGGACAGUGUUCUCUGAUUGGUCAGCGCGUUUCCAUGGUUACCAGCUCCAGCUGUCAACAGCAGACGCUUUGUGAAGUUGCCCUGUGCUGCUGGAGGUUUUCCGGAUCAGCUCAUGCCAUGGACUGGCCGUGUGUGCGGAAACCCGGAGCAUCCAGAGAGGAUGCCAGGAAGGUAGAUGCAGAAAAAAAGCAAUCUGCAAAAGAGCAACUGGAUGAAUAUUUAAUCAGCCUGCAACAGAGGAACAGGGCUCUGAAGAGGUUACAGGUGAAGGGCCCGAGGCAGGUCGAGUUAGAACAGCUGGAACAGGGCUUCUGCAUCUACAUCAAUGGCGCUAAUGCUAAUCUGGCUAGUGCUAGGAGCAAUCAGAGAGCCAGUUAUAGACAUACACACACUGCAGAAGGUCCCAGAAGGAUUACAGAGGAUACAUGUGGAUCAAUUCAUCACAUCUCAAGGAGUCACACAGCACCUGAGAGAGCCCAGCGUAGAGAAUGGGUCCAGAAAUCAAUAGAAAUCCGCACGGAGAGCGGGGGCCGCGUGAAAAUCUCUCCACAGGACCCUUACCUGGACGACUUUGAGCCAUACGAGGGUGUUGAUAUGGAGGGGGAGAGGGACGUGUGUAAGGUGCUGGGUGUAAAAUCACACUCAGAACCUGAACCUGCUGAAAGGCUCCUGCUCAACCUCAACCAGGUCAAAGUGUUGCGGCGCAGCCUGGAGGCCAGCGUGAAGCAGAGCAGCCGUGACUCUGCAGCCGAGGAGUCGGAGGACGAGUGGGUGGAAGAACAGAUCGAGAGGGAUGACAGUAACGACAGCAUCAGUGACGAUACCCCUCCCCCCUCCCCCAAACCUAGCCAGCCUAUCAGGGGUCAGCCCGGCCCCAGUGACCUCAUUGUGCUGGAUUUUGGCCCCUCCCCAAAAGGCUGUAAAACGGAGCACUGUCACACAGCCAAGCAGAAAGAGAGCGUGGAAGCCUGUAUCCCCACUAAACCGGUUCUGGUGAAGAAAGGAAGUGAGAAGUCGACCAGAACCCGACUGAACACACCAUCUCCUGGUAGUCGUGUAAAGCGCCCCCUGUCUGCAGUGUAUAAAAUGCAGGAGGAGCAUGACUCCAGGGAGACGGUGCUCAGUGUAUUCCACGCACAACAGAAAGAGACGUCCCCCUUACACACACUCGCAUCAGACAAGCAGCAUCACACGCUCUCACCUGAGCUCCAAACUGCCCGAGAUCCCGUUCCACAGAGGAGUGAGCUCAGUUUCAGUCCGCAGGUGACCUGUUCCAACAGCCGUCAGUCCGGCAGCGUUCAGGAGGAGGAGAGUCAGUUAAUGAGAGCCAUACAGAGGAUCACACUAAUGGGGCCCAGUCAGCGGAAGAGUUUGUUGAAGGCUCUGGAGAAUAUUGAGACUGAUGCAGUUUCUCUCACACACAGCAACAGCAGCAGUUCCCCACCAAAUAGGAGGCGGGGCUCAGCAGAGGCUCUUUAUGUUACCAUGGAGAUUUUGUCGAACUGGGGUGGCGGGGGACGAGUGGGGCUGACGGAGGUCCAGUUCUUCUGCAGGAAGAAUCGCAAACUUUACAUCUCUCCCCACGACCUGGACAUCCGGAACGUCGAUCAGCCAGGGAACCUCGCCGCGCUCGUCAACGGCAAGACCAAAACCACUAAAGAGCGGGACAUGUGGGCGUGUCAGUUCCACGCACCGGUGCAGUUAUACUUUGUGGUGAGAAACACCAGGUGCUCUCUGGACUUCAGCAUCGCGCGCAUUAAAAUCUGGAAUUAUAAUUGCCUGAAUGAACUGGGUGUAGGAGUGCGUGAUGUGCGUGUGUAUGUGAACAGCACACUGGUGUUUGAUGGUCAGUUACAAAAAGGCAGCGGUCACCAGGUGUUGGAUUACAGCACAACCAUUGACCUGGAAGAACUCCACGACUGCAGCUCUCCCAGCCCCGCCUGCCUCAGCCCACAUCAUGAUGAUGACCUGCCUCAGGAUUCCAGCCCCGACCUAUUCGAGCCCAGCUCGUUUAUCAUAAAGGAAGUGAGCGAGCAAUCGCAGGAAGACGGCGGCUGCAGCCGUGUGAGUAGUGCCAGUAGCGACAGUAUGCACACGGACUCCUUAGAGCUCGCAGAGCUGCCCCUGGUAAAGGAGAACAGGGAGGCAGUUACCACAGUGACCACCCAGCCAGCUUCAUGUGGGACUCGAGAGCGCCCCUCGUGGCUGGAGCCUCAGAACAGAACCGAUAUCAAAGACCAACACACAGCAAAGCACAAACUCUCAGUCCUGGAUGGCGCCUCCUGCAGUCCGGCGAGCGUCUGUGGCCAUCAAGUGGCGCCACUCACAAACAUGGCGGAGAGAAGCUGUGAGACUGAACCCGAGCGUGAAUUGGAUCUGUUAGAUACUCUGUGCAAGGAGCAGCCACACAUGCAGGCCGUCAGCGGCCGCAGAGGGUCUGCACGCUCGCAAACCAAACCACCGAUUCACAAGGCGGAGAGAUCAGAGGAGCUUGGCCCAGUUGCCGACGGUAACCAUCGUCUGCAGUCCCGAUGGCUGAGCGAGGCAGAUGACAGCAAACCCGUAAUGACGAUGAGAUCACCGGACUCACAGACCAAGUUUGAUCAGCCCAAGGAUGACGUUUUUGAUGAGUUUCUCCAGCGCUGGUCCCGCCCCUCUGCCAUGUCACCAGACCCUGUGACCUCUGACCCUGAGGAGGAGUUUGAGAUCCCAGUUCUUCCGCAAGGACGGCACCUAGUGAUGCGUAUCCUGUCCACAUGGGGAGACCGUCACUACGUGGGCCUGAAUGGUGUGGAAAUAUUUAGUGCCAGCGGAGAGCCAGUCACACCGCGACGCAUCACUGCUGUUGUGAACGGACUACCUGAAGCUAAUGGCAGCGUUUCCAAGGUGACAGAUGGCGUCCACUGCACGCAGGACGACUCGCACAUGUGGCUGGCCCCAUUUGUGGUGGGGAAGCGGUGCGAGAUCACGUUGGACCUGGGAGAAAUGCAGCACCUUGCCAUGAUCCGUGUAUGGAAUUACAACAAAUCCCGCAUUCACUCAUUCAGAGGGGUGAGAGACGUGGACAUGCUGCUGGAUGGACAGAGGAUCUUCAGAGGAGAGAUCGCUAAAGCAUCUGGCACGUUGAUAGGAGGUCUGGAUCAGUUUGGUGAUACGAUCCUCUUCACCAUGGAUGAUGAGAUCCUGGAAGCCAUGUCGCAUUUUGAUGACACAUUUGUGUCUGUUAAUGAAGGGGUGGGGUCUGGAGUAGAGAAGGAGGGGCUUCAUCGUCCUCAGACUGCAGAUGAAGAGGAAGAGGGGACACCAACCACACAGGCCAGUUUCAGGGAGGACAGCACAGCUGAGAAGCAGGACACUGCAGAAGAGCCACAUGCUGAACCAGAGAACCCGAGUUCUGGUCUCUACACAGGAAAGAGUGUGUGUCUGUCUCUGAUUUCGACGUGGGGGGACUGUCAUUAUCUCGGACUCACCGGGUUGGAGAUUGUUGGUAAGCAGGGUGAGCUCAUCCCUGUUGAUGUUUCCAUGGUAACGGCAACACCACGUGAUCUCAACGACCUCCCAGAGUAUAACGACGACCUUCGUACUCUGGACAAGCUGUUCGAUGGACAGAACAUCACCACUGACGAUGAGCACAUGUGGCUGAUCCCCUUCACCCCGGGCUCUGACCACACCCUCUCCAUCCAGUUUAGCCAAUCACAGACCAUCGCUGGCCUCAGAGUCUGGAACUACAACAAAUCACCUGAGGACUCUUACAGAGGGGUGCAGGCACUGUGUGUGUACGUGGACGAAGUGUGCGUUUCCCCACCAGAUGGUUUCCUGAUCAGGAAAGGACCGGGGAACUGCCACUUCGACUUCACUCAGGAGAUUCUCUUCAUUGAUUAUGUCCAGUCCUCCAGUGUGUGUAAAAACACAGCCACAACACACACACACAGGUGUGAAGAGAAGGCCAGUAUGGAGUACGAGGCGCCCCUCAUGCCGUGUGGAUUUAUUUUUCAGUUGCAGCUCUUGACUACGUGGGGUGACCCGUACUACAUCGGCCUCAAUGGUCUGGAGCUUUAUGACCACAACGACCAGAAGAUCCCUCUCAGUGACAACAACAUUGCUGCGUUCCCAGACAGUGUGAACGUUCUGGAUGGUGUGUGUGGAGAUGUGCGAACACCAGACAAGCUGAUUGAUGGCAUCAAUAACACACAAGAUGGACGUCACAUGUGGCUUGCUCCAGUGCUGCCUGGCCUGGUGAAUCGUGUGUAUGUGAUCUUCGACCAGCCUGUGACCAUCUCGAUGAUCAAAUUGUGGAAUUAUUCCAAAACACCACAGAGGGGCGUUAAAGAGUUUGGGCUCCUCGUGGAUGAUCUCCUGGUGUAUAAUGGGAUCCUGCAGUGUGUGUCACACUUAUCCCACGGAAUUUUGCCGACCCUUGACCCCAUCAUCCCAUACCACACGAUACUGUUCACAGACAACUCACACAUCGCACACCGUGAGAGGAAAACCAUCAUCAGCAACCAUGUGGAGGACCAGGAUGUGAAGAUGACCAAUGAUAACCAGAUUGUCCAUCAGCACACCAAGAAAAAAACAACAGCAGACCCAGCACUGAGACCCAAAACCUGCAUGACCGACACUCCCAAACACAGGACACGCCCCUACUGACACACCCACACAUACAGAGAGUGAGUGAGUGUGUGUGUAUGGAGAGGGCUGUUGUAUGUCACACGCCCUGGUGCACUGUGUGUAAUACGUGUGUGUGUGUGUGUGUUCCUGUGUGCAGGGUUCCUACACAGUAUGGAAUUUGAUUUUGGUAAUAUCCAGGUCUGGGUAAGGAUGGAAAAAGGGAAAUAGAGUCUGGAAAAUAUUUCUUUUUCCAGACUACUGUCCCUGCUUUCUUUUCUAAAACAUAAAACAAAGCCAAAGUAUUCACCCCAGUGUGAGUUUGAUGUCGUUGGCUUUAAGCGAGGCAAGACGUGAUGUGUCCGAGGUGAUUUCUGUGGACCUGCCAUCAGUGACCUCUCUGACGCCGGCACGCUGCGCUCCGUCCUACCUCCGCACAACUAAAAGUAAAUGGAUGCGAAUACACAUUGCAACACUACAAACGUAAGACUGGGUAACUGCAGGUGUCCAAGUUCAAGCACUUUAUUGUCAUAGUUAAGGCACAACGACAUUUCUGUUGUGUUCGUCCCAAAGGCGCAAAAAGUUAAGGUGCAAAAUAUUAAGACAAAAAAAAAAAACAGCACACACUUAGCUAAUAAAGGAGAUAGAUAGAUAGAUAGAUAGAUAGAUAGAUAGAUAGAUAGAUAGAUAAUGUAUACAAAAAAAUGAACAUAAAUAUACAGUACCGUUCAAAAGUUUGGGGUCACCCAGACAAUUUUGUGUUUUCCAUGAAAAGUCACACUUUUAUUUACCACCAUAAGUUGUAAAAUGAAUAGAAAAUAUAGUCGAGACAUUUUUCUGGCCAUUUUGAGCAUUUAAUCGACCCCACAAAUGUGAUGCUCCAGAAACUCAAUCUGCUCAAAGGAAGGUCAGUUUUAUAGCUUCUCUAAAGAGCUCAACUGUUUUCAGCUGUGCUAACAUGAUUGUACAAGGGUUUUCUAAUCAUCCAUUAGCCUUCUGAGGCAAUGAGCAAACACAUUGUACCAUUAGAACACUGGAGUGAGAGUUGCUGGAAAUGGGCCUCUAUACACCUAUGGAGAUAUUGCACCAAAAACCACACAUUUGCAGCUAGAAUAGUCAUUUAGCACAUUAGCAAUGUAUAGAGUGGAUUUCUGAUUAGUUUAAAGUGAUCUGCAUUGAAAAGAACAGUGCUUUUCUUUCAAAAAUAAGCACAUUUCAAAGCGACCCCAAACUUUUGAACAGUAGUGUACUUACUGUAACAGAAAUGAUGUGGAAAUCAAGCAGUAUGUUCUGGUGAUGAUACACGGGGCAACUUUUUGGGCAGUGUUGCCAAGCAAUGUUGCUGGCAACGGGCAACUAGGUGAGACACAGGGCAACUUUUCAGGGCAACUAACAAUGGGCAACAACAGUUAGCAACGGCAGUUUACAGUUAGCUAAAAAAAAAAAAAUCGAUGUCUUAAUUUUUGCUGUGACCAUUUAAUCAAGCUGUCUGUUGUUUUUUAGAGCUUUGGUGAGGUAAAUUCCUCCAUAUAGAAUAUUAAAAUAACAACUUACCGGCAUAAAAACAGAUGAGGAGUCUCUCCAUUUCUUCACUCCACUGAGCUGCCGCCAUAUUUGUUUGAAAUUUCUGAUCCGAACCUCACCGGAGGUCACAUGACUCGAUACUCGCGUUCUGAUUGGCUUAUCUCAAAAAGUUGCCAGAGAUUAUCAAAACCAUUCAGAAAGAAACAAUGUUGCCCAAUCUCAGUAGAAAAAAGUCAAAACGCAAUUGCCCAGCAACAUUGCUCGGCAACAUUGCCCAAAAAGUUGCCCCGUGUAUCAUCACCAUUCAGGUUGUGGAUUGAAUAGAAAAACACUAUUGCGCGUGUCAUAUCUCAGACUGUGGAGAGAUCAGAGUUCAGUAAGUUUAUUGCAGUGGGAAGGAAACUGUAAGUCUGUUGGUACGUGUGCGUAUAGCUCUGUAGCGCCUGCCUGAUGGGAGGAGCUUAAACAAGUGACGUGCAGGGUGAGUGACGUCCUUUAUAAUGUUUGUGGCCCUCCUGACAGAGCGAGUGUUGUAUAACAGAUCCAGAGAUGGCAGCUCAGUGCCACCAAUGUCCUGUGCUCUUUUCACAACACGCUGUAGGGCUUUUCGGGCAGUUUUGGUGCAGCUGCUGUACCAGGAGAUCAUACAGUUCGUUAAUAUGCUUUCUUUGGUGCACCUAUAGAAAUUGACCAGCAGCUUCUGGGGGAGGUUGACUCUGCUUAAUUCUUCAGAAAGUAGAGUUGUUGUUGUGCUUUGCCUACGACCACUGAGUCCAGGAGAGGACCUCCGUGAUGGUCACGCCCAGAGACUUGAAGCUGGAGACUCUCCACAGCCUCUGCUCUGAUGGUUACUGGGCUGUGUGCUGUCUUUUUGGAGGUCCUGAAGUCCACAAUGAUUUCUUUGGUCUUCUUGGUGUUGGUGUCGCACCACACUGCCAGGUUCUGAGCCUCCUCUCUGUAUGCAGCUUCAUCGUUGUUGGAUAUGAGCCCAAUGACCACUGUAUCGUCCGCAAACUUAUCAAUAAUGUUCGGUUUGUGGGUGGGUUGACAGCUGUGGGUUUCUGAGAGCUGGACAGUUUUGCUGGUGUUGUGUUGUAAGGCUGCCCCAAGUGUGAACAAUGGCAAAUAUCGUGUGUGAGAACAGAUGUGUUUGAAAACAUAGUUGUCCUCACUUAUGUGGGCACACAUCCAAAACUUCUGAGCCUGGUCUCUGCCUGACUCCCCUGUUUUAUCUUCAUAUUUUUACGUGUGUGUGUGUGUGUGUAUCUGUCACUCCACCAGUCUGCAGCAGGAUGCACCUGGUUUCCUGUGUGUUUCUGCUGCUUACAUAUUUACCAACUCUCCCAAUUCAUGCCAUAAUCUUCAGGUUCUGAGAGGUGAACACCACCUACUGAUUUUAGUUCUAAAAACUACCGCGUUACAAAAUAAUCAGUGAACACUGUUGGAUUCGGUCUUCUGAUCUCACUUCAGCUGUGUUCAGCACACGGGAUACGAGUCUGCAGCGUCAGAGAGUCGUGUUAAGUGAAGCUGAGAGUCAAUGGAACGGUGCGAUAAUGAUGUUGAAUCUAAACGGUAUCACUGUCCUGUUGCACCAUUCCGUUGGUUCUCAUUAGCCAAUCAGCAAUGAGCUCACACAAUGCAACGACUCACCCCAGUGUCUGUAAAAACCAAACACACUCUGGUGAUCAUGAACAAUGAAAAUCCUGAAGAAAAAAAAAAAAAAGAUUCACGAUGACCAGAAGUUCAAGGGGACUCGGUCACCGGAUCAUCCAGCACCACAGCAUCGAGGCGAGGCGAGGCGAGGAGAGAAGCAGCGUUCGGUGAAGGACGUCGGUCCGAUUUUUACAUCAGUUUUUUUCAAAUAUGACACUCAGAAUGCAGGAGAAUACACUGUUCAUACAGGGGUUUUUUGUUUUCUUUACCCUCAAAAUUGUCCAAGGGAGCACGCUCCCGGCCCGGCCCGGACCCCCUGUAAGGGCGUGACUCUGUCGAACACUUUUCAUUCUGUGUGUGUGCGCUUAUGAGAGAAGCAGAGAUAUAAAAAGACAAAGGCGAGAGUGUUCUAAACUUUUUGUGACCAAUGAUUUUACAUUUUAUUGUCAGUUCUAUGUUAAUUUUUAAAAAAUGUAUUCUUUUACUGUAUGAUUGAUUUGUUUAUUAUUUGAUUUUAUUUAUAGUUCUUUGUUGAACAGUGUUAAGGUGAUGAUACACGGGGCAACUUUUUGGGCAAUGUUGCCGAGCAAUGUUGCUGGCAACGGGCAACUAGGUGAGACACAGGGCAACUUUUCAGGGCAACUAACAAUGGGCAACAACAGUUAGCAACGGCAGUUUACAGUUAGCUAAAAAAAAAUCGAUGUCUUCAUUUUUGCUGUGACCAUUUAAUCAAGCUGUCUGUUGUUUUUUAGAGCUUUGGUGAGGUAAAUUCCUCCAUAUAGAAUAUUAAAAUAACUUACCAGCAUAAAAACAGAUGAGGAGUCUCUCCAUCUCUUCACUCCACUGAGCGGCCGACAUAUUUGUUUGAAAUUUCUGAUCCGAACCUCACCGGAGGUCACAUGACUCGAUACUCGCGUUCUGAUUGGCUUAUCUCAAAAAGUUGCCAGAGAUUAUCAAAACCAUUCAGAAAGAAACAAUGUUGCCCAAUCUCAAUAGAAAAGAGUCAAAACGCAAUUGCUCAGCAACAUUGCUCAGCAGCAUUGCCCAAAAAGUUGCCCCGUGUAUCAUCACCAUUAGUGUUUAAACAGUUUUACUCCGUCUCCGAAGCAGAGUCGGUGCCCUUCUGUUCCUGUUUCUCUUGAGGAGUUGUACAUCAGCAUUCCUCCGGUUACUGUUACACGUCGAAGGGAUCAGUUUAAUUUUUUUUAUGUUUUAUUUAAAUGACAGAAACAGAAUAACACGGCACUGUUUGAGCAUUGCAGCCUGAAUAAAAUGCCGGGCAUUGAACGUGUUUGGGUUUAACUGAUGUGUGUGUAUGAGCUACAGGACCUUGCCACAGAGAGCCAUGAGAAAUUUUACUCGCUUACAUACUCUCAAUGGAACAUUAACAGCUGGAUAUUAAAAUAAUGUAUUUAAAUAAUAAACAUCUAGCUGUUUGAACUGUAGUGUCAGAUAUGGUCUGAAAAUGUACUGUGAAGUCUGGGAAUAUGAGGAUGGGGAAAAGUGUGGAAUUUUGAAAGGAAAAUGUGGAGGAACCCUGUGUGUGUGGUAAUUUUCUAUUAAUUUGUAUUAUAGCUGUUUAUAUGAGCCUUGUGUUUAAAUAAAGUCUCCAGACUAAGUGCCCUA